Dunckerocampus dactyliophorus (ringed pipefish) is the source of this 1050-nucleotide messenger RNA. RefSeq names its product hepatitis A virus cellular receptor 1 homolog. The transcript is spliced from 8 exons. The record is from RefSeq and is a predicted model, not a curated record. Bases 1 to 723 code for a protein of 240 amino acids. NCBI's taxonomy places the organism in Eukaryota, Metazoa, Chordata, Actinopteri, Syngnathiformes, Syngnathidae.
AUGCUGGUGCAGUUCUACACGGCCAUCAUCGAGUCCAUCUUCACCUCCUCCAUCACCAUGUGGUAUGCUGGGCCACUGCCAGGGGAAGCAUGCUGGGGUAGAGGAGUUUCGGAGUACGAGGAUGAGUGCAUUGAUGAGAUGUUCCGGUCAGAUGGGAAAGUGAUUUUCACCAGACCGUCUGGGCGCUACCACUUCACAGGCAACAUUGCUGAGGGCGAUGCGGCAAUGACCAUCAUGGAUGUCAAUGAGGAUGACUCUGGAUAUUAUUUCUGUUUGGUGAAGGGCAUCGGUAUCUAUCAGUUGUUCAAGUGGGACGUGGAGAUAGAAGGACCCCCCAGAGAGGCCGUGGCCCCCUCCUCCAUCCAGACAGCACCAACUCCCAUCAUGGCCACCACGCCCUCCACUGCCAACGAGACCAAGAGUGAGACAACAAUUGUGGUGGCUUCCACUGUGACACCCCUUGUUCUGGUGAUGCUGACUGUUGCCCUGGCUGUGACACCCCUUGUUCUGGUGAUGCUGACUGUUGCCCUGGCUGCCACAUGGUACAUUAAAACACGGACAGGUGGAGUAAACUUGGUCGCGAGGGUAUGGAGCCUACUCCAGGAAAUGCGGAGAACACCCUGGACUGGUCGCGAGCCAAUGGCAGUUUAUAGCGUGCAGGCCAGUAACGGAAAGGGUGUGGAAUUCAUUAGGAUGCCGUAUGGUCCAUUCAAAGGGCCUUGAGUGAGCUCGAGCCUAUCCCUGCUGACUUUGGGCGAGAGGCGGAGGACACCCUGGUCUGACAUGCUAACCACUCGUCCACCGUGCUGCACCUUCCUAGAUGAAUCAUUACAAUCACUCGGUGGAGAAGCUGUGAUUUCGAUAUUAAAAUUGGGUUCUGUUUUUUCGAGUGAUCAUGAUAAAACCUACUCUUUGACAAGCACAAAAUGAUUUGAAAAUGAAUUUUCUUCAUUGAAGAAUAUUGUAUUAUUGCUGUGAUUUCAGGUUUUCUUUGAUGCUCAUCUCCUUUAUCGUGUAUUUUAUCUCCUGUAAAAUAUAAUAAAUUGACUU